This is a messenger RNA of Tupaia belangeri chinensis (Chinese tree shrew), 1119 nucleotides long. RefSeq names its product peptidoglycan recognition protein 4 (gene PGLYRP4). Gene Ontology annotation, biological process: peptidoglycan catabolic process. The coding region runs from base 1 to 1119 and encodes 372 amino acids. The transcript is spliced from 8 exons. Lineage: Eukaryota; Metazoa; Chordata; Mammalia; Scandentia; Tupaiidae. The record is from RefSeq and is a predicted model, not a curated record. Gene Ontology annotation, molecular function: N-acetylmuramoyl-L-alanine amidase activity; zinc ion binding.
AUGCUACCAUGGCUUCUUGUCUUCUCCACUCUGGGUCUCCAGGUCUGGGGUAAUUCCUCCUUUAACAAAACACAAGAUAAAUACCUUUCGGAGGGACUCCAGUAUGUGUUUGGCAACAUUUCCAAGCUCAUUGAAAAAGGUUCCCUUGCAGAUGUCUCCACGAUGGUCUCUCACAAAGAGUGGGGGGUGGACGCUGUGGGCUGUAGCAGUCGGCUGGCCACGCCAGUGAAUGUCCUUGUUAUACACCACAUCCCUGGACUGGAGUGUCACAACCAGACUGUCUGUAGUCAGAGGCUGCGGGAACUGCAGGCUCAUCAUGUCCACAAUAGCAGCCGGUGUGACGUGGCUUACAACUUCCUGGUUGGGGAUGAUGGUGGUGUGUAUGAAGGUGUUGGCUGGAAUAUCCAAGGUGCACAUACCCAAGGCUACAACAACAUCUCCCUGGGCUUUGCCUUCUUUGGCACCAAGAAAGGCCAUAGUCCCAGCCCUGCUGCCCUGUCAGCCAUGGAAGACCUCAUCUUCUAUGCUGUCCAGAAGGGGUACCUGUCACCCGGAUAUGCCCAACCACUUCUUGUGAAAGGCGAGAGCUGCUUGGCCCCUCAGAAGAUGAGUCCAAAGAAAGCUUGUCUCAACAUUGUCUUGCGGUCUUCUUGGGGGGCCAGAGAGACCUACUGCCCCCAAAUGAACCUUCCAGCUAAGUAUGUUAUCAUCAUUCACACUGCUGGGAAAACCUGCAACACAUCUGAAGAGUGCCACCUGCUGGUUCAAGACAUCCAGUCCUUCCACAUGGACAGAUUCAACUCAUGCGACAUUGGGUAUAACUUUCUUGUGGGCCAGGAUGGUGUUGUCUAUGAAGGGGUGGGCUGGAAUGUCCAAAGCUCUCGCACCCCUGGCUACAAUGACAUUGCCCUAGACAUCGCCUUCAUGGGCACUUUUGCUGGUACCCCGCCCAAUGCCGCUGCACUGGAGGCAGCUCAGGACCUGAUCCGCUGUGCCGUGGAAAAGGGGUAUCUGACUCCCAACUACCUGCUGGUGGGCCACAGUGAUGUGACCAACACCCUCUCCCCUGGGCAGGCCUUGUACAACAUCAUCAGCACCUGGCCUCACUUCAAGCACUGA